UCCGCUCCGACCCAAAUUCAAGAUAUAUAAACGACAGCUGUGCUUUUGUAACACGACCAUAACCUUUUGUUUUUUCUACCACCAACAAUAAAAAAGUCCGAAAUGACAGAUUCAAAACACAUUCCCGAGACAAUGCACGCAUUGCAAACUGUCAAGACUGGCUCUGCCGAAGAGUCGCUCAAAUAUGUCCAAGUCGAGACACCGAAAGUGACCCGUCCCACUGAUAUCUUGAUACAGGUCAAGGCCGCAGGCGUCAAUCCUGUGGAAGCCAAAGCCCGACAAGGCAACGUUAUUCCUUUUAUGUCAACUCCUCGUAUCUUAGGUGGCGAUUAUGCCGGCAUCGUGGUUGACAAGGGUAAUCAAGUGACGGAAUUCGAGAUUGGCGAUGCUGUGUAUGGAACGCUCAGUAUGCCUGUCGGUCCAAAUGGAUCUUAUGCAGAAUUUGUUCUCGCAUCAAAAGGUUCCGGCUGCAUCGUGAAGAAGCCUGACAACAUAUCAUUUGAAGAAGCUGCUGGCUGUGGGGUCGCUUUAAUGACCGCAUACCAAGCGAUCACACGCCUAGGCAACUUGCCCAAGGAAGGCCCCAAAAAGGUGCUGGUGAUCGGUGCUUCUGGCGGUGUAGGCACCUACGCAGUUCAAUACGCAAAGGCACUCCCUGAGACCCAAGUUGUUGGCAUCUGCAGUAGCAAAAAUAUCGAGUUAGUACGCGGUCUAGGUGCUGAUCGAGUCAUUGACUAUACGUCCAAGGAAGCCAUGGAUGCGUUAGUAAAAGAUGAAUUCGAGACGUAUGAUCUGAUCGUGGACUGUGUGGGCGGUGACGACUACUACAACCAACUCGUCAAUCUGUUAAAAAAGAAAGGCACGUUUUCCACAGCCGUGGGUCCAGCCAUCCAUGUUGGAUCAGAAAAAGUGGGUCUCUUUGGUGGUGCCAAGAUAGUCGCAACCGUUUUGGGUCGCAAAUUGUUUGGCUCUCGCUCUUACCAGGUGGUUACCUACCUUCCAUGGAGCCAUCUGGCUACUGAUGUUGCUCCGCUUCUUGCUGAUGGCAAGAUCAAGACGGUGUUAAAGGACGACCAGGUGUUUGAUUUAAAGGAUGGCGCUCAGGCCCACAAAAUGAUUGAGUCGCAUCGUACCGUUGGUAAAAUUGUCCUCCGUGUCUAAGCCGACCAAUGUUUCUGCUUUCGCAUCAUUGUUUUUUGCUGCUAUAUACUAUAUCACAUCAUUGCUACUGUCUAUCUUCUUUGUUUGCUGCUAAUUCAUAAUAUAUCUCCACUUGUAUCCAA
This is a messenger RNA of Zychaea mexicana, 1283 nucleotides long. RefSeq lists its product as uncharacterized. The transcript is spliced from 4 exons. NCBI's taxonomy places the organism in Eukaryota, Fungi, Mucoromycota, Mucoromycetes, Mucorales, Lichtheimiaceae. The coding region runs from base 103 to 1161 and encodes 352 amino acids. The record is from RefSeq and is a predicted model, not a curated record. Gene Ontology annotation, molecular function: oxidoreductase activity.